GUAAAUAGUAAUCAUCAUUGUAUCUAUCCAUCGUCAUUUCUACCUUGUCCUCCAAGUCUCCCAAACAAUGAGAAGAUAGGAAUUGAAUUGGAUCCGACAUACCUUACCUGGCACAAUAUACGAUCCGGAUCAGGAUUCUUGAGCUCUCUCUCGCCCAGGAUGCUGUUCGGCUUGCUCAGUCGUGGCGUCUCGUUCACGCCCGAGACUGACAUUCCGUCGCUGGAGGGGAAGGUGGUGCUGGUGACUGGCGGGAAUGUCGGACUAGGUAAACAGACCGUCCUACAACUCGUCAAGCACAACCCGGCGCACAUAUAUCUAGCCGCCAGGAACGAAGCCUCCGCCCAGAAAGCGAUUGCAGAGAUCGAGACGGCAGUCCCAGGGUCUGCAUCCCGGAUCCGAUACAUCCACUGCGACCUCGCGGAUCUGGCCUCGGUCAAGACCGCCGCGCGCUCGUUCCUCGAGGCUGAGAAGGAGAGGGGAGGCGGAGAAGCACGCCUGGAUCUCUUGUUUCUUAAUGCUGGCAUCAUGGCCACGCCCGCUGGCCUCACUGCCGAUGGCUACGAGAUGCAAUUCGGAACCAACCACGUGGGCCAUUUCCUCCUCAGCAAACUCCUGUUGCCGACCCUCGUGACGACUGCGAAACUCCCGGGGGCCGACGUGCGUGUUGUUAGUCUGAGCAGUAUCGGACAUAUCUUCGCCCCGUCCUCUGGAAUCUCCUUCGAUGAGCUGCGCACCCCGAUGAGCUCGUCACUGACACUGACGCGCUACGGCCAGAGCAAGUUGGCGAAUAUCCUCUUUGCGAAGGAGCUGCACCGGAGGUAUCACGAGCAGGGGAUCACGGCCGUGGCGGUGCAUCCGGGGGUGGUGAACACGGAGCUCUACAGGAAUGCCAUCUCGAACUGGCCGCUGGGGGUGGGGAAGGUGAUAGAUGUGGCGCGGGGCACAGUAUACACGAGUGUGGAGGAUGGGGCGAAGGGGCAGUUGUGGGCAGCGACAGGCCCUCUGCGGGGAGGGGGAAGCAAAGAGGGGAAAGGGGAGGUGGUGAGCGGGGAGUAUUAUACGCCGGUGGGUGUUCCUGGGCAGGGAAGUCGGGCAUCGAUAGAUGCAGAGCUGGCUGUGAAGCUCUGGGAUUGGAGUGAGAAGGAAGUCUCGGCGUACGAGUUAUGAUUAGUUUAGUGUCGAGCAGUUGUAUGGUACUAUACUGGGCAGAGCAGAGCAGAAGAGAGAUCUGGAACCCACGGGGAAGACGGAAAGAAGCAAAAGAGAGACUUGUGAGAGAGCAAGACAUAUGAUUCUAGGCGUAGAUUAUUCUAAACGUAAAACUGCCUCAGAUUUUCCUUGAUUAUCUACCAAAUAUGGAACCCGCG
Amorphotheca resinae ATCC 22711 is the source of this 1367-nucleotide messenger RNA. RefSeq lists its product as hypothetical. Bases 160 to 1167 code for a protein of 335 amino acids. The transcript has 3 exons. NCBI's taxonomy places the organism in Eukaryota, Fungi, Ascomycota, Leotiomycetes, Helotiales, Amorphothecaceae. The record is from RefSeq and is a predicted model, not a curated record.